This is a messenger RNA of Mangifera indica (mango), 2304 nucleotides long. Its product is annotated as calcium-dependent protein kinase 7-like. Gene Ontology annotation, molecular function: calcium/calmodulin-dependent protein kinase activity; calmodulin binding; ATP binding. Bases 378 to 1970 code for a protein of 530 amino acids. NCBI's taxonomy places the organism in Eukaryota, Viridiplantae, Streptophyta, Magnoliopsida, Sapindales, Anacardiaceae. The transcript has 10 exons. The record is from RefSeq and is a predicted model, not a curated record. Gene Ontology annotation, biological process: peptidyl-serine phosphorylation; base-excision repair; intracellular signal transduction. Gene Ontology annotation, cellular component: nucleus; cytoplasm.
AAACAAGAGGGAAGACAGAAGGGUUGUUCUUCUGUCUCCUUCCUGCGUUGAAUCCUAAGAAAACAAAACACUUCGAAAUUUCACAUAAUUUUUAUUUUUUUAAUUACAGAGACUGCAAAUGCACCCUUGGCUUUGACUCUUUCCAUUUCAUUUCACAUUGAUUUCUAUUAUUUAUCCCCUCAAAACCCUUAAUUUCUGGUGUAAUUUUAAGGCAAACCUCUUCGUUUUUUCUUUAUUUUUCUCCAAGUUCCCUUCUUAGCAUCAAAGGCUCUUGCAAAUCUCCGGUUUUUAUGACUUGAAGAGAAGAAAUAUUGAAUUUUUGUAUGAGCACUGGCCCUGUUGGGAGGGAGAUUGAGAGAAUUUUGAAGCUUUGAGUCAUGGGAAAUUGCUGUACAACACCUGUUUCUUCAUCUCAGAAGAAAACAAAAGGGAAAAAGAACAAACCAAAUCCAUUUUAUGGUGAUGAUUAUGUAGUAAGCAAUAUAUCUGGAACUCAUAGGCUAAGUGUACUAAAAGAUUCCACGGGUCAUAAUAUCUCAGUGGAGUAUGAUCUGGGUCAUGAGCUUGGCCGAGGGGAGUUUGGUGUGACAUAUUUGUGUACUGAUGUAAAUACAGGCGAAAAGUUUGCUUGCAAGUCUAUUUCAAAGAAGAAACUUAGGACUGCAGUGGACAUUGAGGAUGUGAGGAGAGAGGUGCAGAUCAUGAAGCAUUUGCCUAAGCAUCCAAAUAUCGUGUCACUGAAGGAUACUUAUGAGGAUGAUAGUGCCGUGCACAUUGUGAUGGAGUUGUGUGAGGGAGGAGAGUUAUUUGAUAGGAUUGUUGCGAGGGGACAUUACACGGAGAGGGCAGCUGCUGCUGUUAUGCGGACCAUCGUUGAAAUUGUGCAGGUGUGUCAUAAGCAUGGAGUGAUGCACCGUGAUCUUAAACCUGAGAAUUUUCUGUUUGCAAAUAAGAAGGAAACUUCUCCCUUGAAGGCAAUUGAUUUUGGGUUGUCAGUCUUCUUCAAACCUGGUGAGCAAUUUAAUGAGAUUGUGGGAAGUCCAUAUUACAUGGCUCCAGAGGUUCUAAAGCGCAAUUAUGGUCCUGAGGUUGAUGUCUGGAGUGCCGGAGUUAUUUUGUAUAUUCUACUUUGUGGUGUUCCACCUUUCUGGGCAGAAACUGAGCAAGGUGUAGCACAGGCAAUUAUUCGUUCAGUAAUUGAUUUUAAAAGGGACCCUUGGCCUAAAGUUUCUGACAAUGCAAAGGACCUUGUGAAGAAGAUGCUUAAUCCUGACCCCAAGGAGAGGCUUACAGCUGAGCAAGUGCUGGAACAUACUUGGUUACAAAAUGCCAAGAAAGCUCCGAAUGUUCCACUUGGUGAGACUGUGAAAGCAAGGCUUAAACAAUUCUCUGUAAUGAACAAACUGAAAAAAAGAGCUCUAAGGGUUGUGGCUGAGCAUUUGUCUGUGGAGGAAGUGGCUGGCAUAAAGGAGGGAUUUGAAAUGAUGGACACUAGCAAGAGAGGCAAGAUAAACCUUGAGGAGCUUAGAGCUGGGCUGCAAAAUAUUGGCCAAAACAUUCCAGAUGUAGAUCUUCAAAUCCUAAUGGAAGCUGCUGAUGCUGAUGGGGAUGGAAGUUUGAAUUAUGGAGAGUUUGUUGCAGUUUCAGUUCACCUUAGGAAGAUGGGUAAUGAUGAACAUUUGCAUAAAGCUUUUGCUUUCUUUGACAAAAAUCAGACCGGUUACAUAGAGAUUGAAGAGUUACGAGAAGCCUUAUAUGAUGAAGUUGAGGCCAACGGUGAAGAUGUUAUCAAUGCCAUUAUGCAUGAUGUUGAUACAGACAAGGAUGGUCGCAUAAGUUAUGAGGAGUUUGCUACAAUGAUGAAGGCUGGUACAGACUGGAGAAAGGCAUCCCGACAAUAUUCACGGGAAAGAUUCAACAGUUUGAGUUUGAAGUUGAUGAGGGAUGGAUCAUUACAGUUAGCUGCCUGAGGAUUGAAGAUAUCCAGAAGACAGACUAAUCUAAUGGGGAAAAGAAGUAAGAAAGUGUUUGAUUUUGUUUCCAUGAAAUUAUUUUUAUUAUUUUUUUCAAUAUGUUCCCAUGUUUAGGUAGGAUUAGGGUGGCUUGUACUUAAGUUUCUUAAGUAUUUGAAGUGUUUAGAAUUUAUCUGAUUAUGUAGUUUCAAGAAAAGAGAAAAGAAUUCUUUGAAGGGAGAUGGAAAGAUUGUUAUCAUGAUGAACCACUAUUGGUGGUUGUACAUAUUGUAAUAGGCUUACUGGCCCUUUUUUAUCAGACAAUUAUUUGUCUAAUAGCUUUAAAAUUGUA